CUUCCGGGCCGGGCACCGCCCCGCGGGCCGGAGCCGCCGGCAGCUCCGCUCCGAGCCCGGUACUGACCCGCUGAAAGCCAUUACCGAAACCAGCAACUCGCACAGCGAGCCCUACCCAGGUUUAACUCGUACUUUGCUAAUGGCGCUUCCCUCAGCUGACAGCCAGACCCCGCCAGGUUAUAAUCCGCAGCUGAGAGUGCCCUCACAGCUCCGGCUGGCCGCCGUCUGCAGCUGAUGCCCUUAGAGGUUCUCCUGCGGCCACGGGGAGACGAAGAUUUGUAGUCUGUGGUUUUUUUGCUUUGUGUUUUUUUGUUGUUUUUUUUCCAGGGUAGCUUCGGAAUUGUAAGUUUUAUGUGGAGCUUUCUGUGUUGUUUUCUUCUUGGUAGUGGGAGUUGUUGUGGACAAAUGUUUGGUUUCAUACUCUAGCUUUAGCUUUAACUUACUGUCAGGUGUGACUUACACAAAUGGGAGGUUUGUUUAUAACUUCGAGCUAUCUGGAGUGCUUUGAUGGCUAAAAACUACCAGCUGAAACCAUGAAAAUUGAAACCAUGCUUGGGUUUAUUCUUUUCAUGCAGAGGACUUGUCUACACUCCCAGAGUGAAAAAGAUGAUGACAGAUUUUACAAGAGAGCAUACGUGGUUACAAAUACAGCAGGAACUCAGUUUGAGGAAACUAACAGAGGGUUCAGAGUAUCAAGAGGAACUAAAAUAUGACUUCAAUAUAAAAGGGGAACUGAGGCACCUGGAUACAAAUGAGUCCUUUGUUUUUAAUUACUAUAAGAAUGGACAUGAGCAGAAUCAUAAACGCUACAAAGUUCUGGGAUAUUUUAUUACUCAGUAUGUUUAUGAGCUCCUGGAAAGAAUCUGCAUGCUGCAGAAGGUUUCUAUUCCUACUGAUGCUACAGAGGAUGAACCAAGAAGUUUCUUUUUCAUGAGCAAGAAUGCACUAACAAGUUCCUCUAGCCUAAUUAUCCUUCUUCAAGACCGUGGAGUUUUUUGUGCUGGACAGUGGGGGCGAAGGGCAAUUGUCAGUGAGGGCCUGAGACAUGGAACACAAAUACCAUUCAUCAAAAUGGCCCUGCAAAGCCACUGGGAAGUGAUUGUACUGAACCCCAAUGACAACUUCACUGAGCCAAACUCUGAAAAGGGGAGAUUUUCUGCCUGGGAAGAAGCACCUACUUCUACACAGAUAUGGGGGAUCCCCAAGAGGGGCAGCAGCAGCCCUGAGGAGCAUACUGUGUAUGUAUGGGAUCAUUUCAUUGCAAAGAGUGCAGCCAGGAACGUGGCCUUCAUUGCCCAUGGCUAUGGUGGGUUGGUGUUUGUUGAUCUGCUGCUGCAGAGGAAACAUGAGGUGAUGAAUAAAGUGUACUCUGUGGCAUUCAUCGACUCCACACACAACAUACACCAGAGCAGACAUGAUCCAGAAAUACAGAAAUGGAUACACAAAAACUGCCGGGAAUGGGUGUCAAACAGUAAACCCCUAAAUAAAACUGUGCGCUUUCUCAUGAGAGUAAGCUGUCCUGCUUUCUCUGCUGGAACAGAAAAGUAUGGUUUAGCACCCUCCUGCUGCUUACAACCCAUCUUUAGGUACCUGAAGAGCAAGCUGAAAGCCAAGAUCGCAAAAGCCUCAAAUUCACCUGUUGCAACCAGAAGCAGCACAAGUAAGAAGAAAGGCAAUUAAUAAAGGUACGCUGGUUUGUUCUUGA
Messenger RNA from Catharus ustulatus (Swainson's thrush), 1705 nucleotides. RefSeq names its product putative protein FAM172B. Gene Ontology annotation, biological process: regulatory ncRNA-mediated heterochromatin formation. The transcript has 2 exons. NCBI's taxonomy places the organism in Eukaryota, Metazoa, Chordata, Aves, Passeriformes, Turdidae. Gene Ontology annotation, molecular function: siRNA binding. Gene Ontology annotation, cellular component: nucleus. The record is from RefSeq and is a predicted model, not a curated record. The coding region runs from base 607 to 1680 and encodes 357 amino acids.